AUGCACCCCGACAAUGCAAAAUACACUUCACAUGAGGUUCAAAAAGAAAUUUUACAUGUUUUUGCUGAGAAAGUACAAAAAAAGAUAGUUGAAGAUAUUUGUGAUUCUAAAUACUGCAUAAUCAUGGAUGAGGCUAGUGAUGAAAGUAAUAAAGAACAAAUGGCCAUUAUUCUUAGAUAUGUUGACAAGAAAGGUUACAUACAAGAACGGUUUUUUGAUCUUUUCCUGUCAAAGAUACAUCAUCUUCCACUUUGUAUUCUUCUAUAUGUGAAACUCUUACUUCUUACGAGCUUAUUGUUGAGAAUCUUCGUGGACAGGGGUAUGAUGGAGCUAGCAAUAUGCGUGGUGAAUGGAAGGGAUUACAUUGCUUCUUGUAAACGCCAAGAUGUGCUACAAGCUGCUCAAGCUGCUGAAAUUGCAGAAUUGUUAGAAUCUGGUGAAAUUAAUAUGGGUAAAGGGGCUAAUCAAAUUGGUACUUUAAAGCGUGUCGGAGACACUCGUUGGAGCUCACAUUUUACUUCUAUUAGUGAUGCUAGUAUCGCGUUAAAAAGAAUGGCAUCUUUUGAAUUUGUUUUCAUUUUACAUGUGAUGAAACAAAUUUUGGGAAUUACUAAUACUCUUUGUCAAGCUUUACAACAAAAAUCCCAAGACAUCAUGAGUGCAAUCACAAUGGUCUCCCGCACAAAGAAACUGAUUGAAACCCUUACAGAUAAUGAAUGGGCAACUUUUCUUGAUGAUGUCGUUGAGUUUUGUAAGAAGCAUGAUAUUGAUAUUCCUGAAUUCAAAGAUCCUUAUUUUGAAGGGAGAAGCAACAAGAAGGGAGGUCAUACUACUAUUGAGCAUCACUAUCAUUUUGAUAUAUUUAAUGAAACUAUUGAUUUUCAGUUACAGGAAAUUGAUACAAGGUUCAAUGAAAGAGUUGUAGAGCUUUUAGAACUUAGUCUUGCUUUGAAUCCAAAGGAGGGAUAUAAACGCUUCAAUUCUGAUUCUAUUUGCAAACUUGCAAAAAAUAUUAUUAUCUUGAUUUCAGAGAAUAGGAAAUAG
This is a messenger RNA of Lactuca sativa (garden lettuce), 1044 nucleotides long. RefSeq lists its product as uncharacterized. The record is from RefSeq and is a predicted model, not a curated record. Lineage: Eukaryota; Viridiplantae; Streptophyta; Magnoliopsida; Asterales; Asteraceae.